This is a messenger RNA of Sphaeroforma arctica JP610, 3782 nucleotides long. RefSeq lists its product as hypothetical. The coding region runs from base 654 to 1001 and encodes 115 amino acids. NCBI's taxonomy places the organism in Eukaryota, Ichthyosporea, Ichthyophonida. The transcript has a single exon. The record is from RefSeq and is a predicted model, not a curated record.
CAUUUGCACUUUAUUUAAAGUCUACUACAUUGCCCUCUAACAAAAAGUUCAUCUGCUUCUCUCUUAGCGUCUUCCCAACAAGGGAGAGGUAUGUCUGCGCUGCGCAAGAGGUGUCGUGAGGUCACUUCACUUUGGCGUUUUGAGCGGGUGAAUAAGUGGGGGGGGGGUCGUCGAAGAAGUAUGUGUCGAUCAAUCAGCAUGGCUUUCAUCGCCUUGCUGGGGAACUCAAGGGCAUUGUCGACGACUAUUGUGUCCGGAACCCAUGUAGCGGGGACGGCGGUAAGGAGUGCUUUGACCUUGUGGGUCAUGUUUUGUCUGUCGGGAAGGAGUGAGUGGAGGCCAUAUCGAGAGUUAGCAUCAAACAUAUUCAGAACGUGACUGGUGCCAUAGCGGCCCAGUGGGAAGGGGCCUUGAAUAUCUGUAUGUAGACGUUCGCCCGGUCCGUAAACUGUGUCAGUCAAAGAACGGGAGACGUCCUUGGCCCGGAUUUUUCCAUCGAGGCAGGUGAUACAGUUCUUGGGGAAUUCCGGGUGGAGUUUAACAUAGUUAAUGACAGUUGUGAGAUCGGGCCCUGGCGUGACGUGUGAGUGUAGAGGGCCGAUGAGAGUCACUAGAGUGAAGACCCAGGAGGGUUUGCCUACAGUGGCAGUACCAUGUCGGGCAAAAGUAGUGGAAGUGUUCUGAACUAUAAACGGUUGGGAUUGGAGGUGAGCGAGAAAAGCUGGCCAUCACUUGGCACACGGCCUGAGUGGGACAACAACUACCAUGCGGCUGCCAGCGCGGGUGUUUGCCGCGAUUAUAGCAUUAAUCAGGGACCAAGGAGCACAGGCGUAGGCGAGUUCCUUCCGCAGAUCCGCAUGAGACCAGUCACGUGCUUCGCCGCUUCGGGGGAAAUGAAGCGUGAAAACUGCGCGUUGGUCUUAGAGGCGCAGAUAUCAAUCGUAGGUUUGACACCGAGAAGAUCCAAGGCCUUGACUAGUAGAAUUUUGCUGAACAUCUAAGCCUCGGUAUUGACGUAGAGAGGGGGAGGAAGAGUGAGUGUAAUACCGUCGCGUUUAGCCAUACGGAUGGUAGUACGCUUACUGCGGUGGCCAGUGCUUCGGUGGUAGGCGUCAUAAGUCAUAGUUGUUGGCCAAGUGCUAUGGGGUUCAGGGUCUGCGGGAUGUCCGUCAGUAGGAGGUGAGGGAGGGGUCACAGGCGGCGUAGUUGUAGGGAUGUGUGGCUGUGUUGUGGCGACCUGCGGUGUAAGUGUGAACAUCUGCUUAAGUAUGUCGUAGUUGACAUAAUAAACACCGUUGAUUCGAGGGAUAGUGAAGUGGUAUGUGUGGUAUGAGAGAAGACACUGAGGCUGUGUUGCUGGAUAUUGAAUGGUAAACCCAGCAUCCUGUAUGUGAUUUUGUGCGAUGAGGGGCUGGACUAGAUCAGGGUCCAGGUAGGUGAGGCCAAACUGUGGGAGUGUGCCUCGGGCGUAAAUGGGUUUGAGGCCAUUAUCAGCGAGCUGGAGUGGGAAGGGUUUAGGGUUUUAGGGUUUAAAACCCUUCCUGUUUCGACGUUAGUGACGAGGUGACGAGCUGAGGUGUGCAUGUAGUUGACGGUAGCCCCUCCCCCCGUCGAUGAGAAGCGACUGGUUGUUAGUAGUGGGUUGGGUAGCUCGGAAUAUAGUAGGUAUAGUAAUUUUGGCAAUAAAGGGUGCUGUGUAAGGGAAAUUGUUUUUAUUCGAACGUUUGCUGCACACGACGUCUACAUACCCAGUGAGGUUACAGACAGAACAUUGUAAGUUAGUUGUGGUACAUUCGCGGCCAGUGUGGGUAGUGAGGCCACAUUCUCCGCAAGCUUUAGUACAGACCGAGAAUGUAUGUGUGGUUUUCUGGCACACAUAGCAUUUCAUCAUACGGCGGUCACGAGGAGCCUUAGUGCUAGUAGUUAACACUGUAAGUAGACGCACAACCUCUUGCAUGGUGGGUUGUGGUGCUGGAGCGACUUGAGCCACACUAGGAGUGAUAAGGGAGGCAUUAGCUGGCGCAGGAAUCAGAGACUUAUGGAGACGUUCUAGGUAGUCUACCAUGUGGUAUAUCGUUACAGUGUCUCGGGAUUUUAGGGACAUAAGGUAGAUAUUCAAGAUCUGGUGUUUGUCGGCGUCAGAUAAGCCGUCAAUAUUGUGCAACACUGGGGGAGAAUGUCGUAUCUUGGAGUUUAACCCUGAGUAGGAUGUCCUCGAUGCGAUGAGAUUAGACACAUGGUGUUUCGGAUGGGAGUCGAGACAAAGUACGUAAGUAGGCGGCGUCGAUGAUGUCGCUGGAGGUUCUAGAUCGGUGUUUGAAGCGACGCUUGAGUAUUUGGAGUAGUGUCCAAGGGUGGACUGCCUUGAUAGUAGGAGCUAGCUUUAGACGUAGUUCAAUUGCGAUAGUUGCCACAAUGAGAUGUUUGGCGGCAUGGUAAUCACCAGAUUCCUUAGUGUUGCUGACGUAAUCUCCUUCGGUGAUGGUGGCCUUUUGAGCGGGGUCCAGGUUGUCCGCGGAGUUUUCAUGACAUCAGAAUAGAAAUCUUUGAGAUUGGUGGCGAGUUCAGGGGUUUCAGUAUGGUAGAGGAUAGUAGUUAAGUCCUUAGAUGAGAUAGAUGUAGCAGCCAUAUCCAGAUCAGAGAGCCAGUGGUCGAGAUUGGAGCCAUCUUUCAAUAAGAUCGACCAAGCGAUCGCAGAGGAUUUGGUUGGUGAGUUGGAAAGCAUGUUGGUAGAUGCUUAAAAUAUUAGUAGUCUCACUAAUUAUUUGCCCAUAACCUAUAGGGACUUAUUCUAAGUACUUUCACAAAGACUGUUUAUUUACAAAAGUGUAAGUUCCUAUUAUACUGAAAUGCUCAGUACGGCCAUGUUCAUAUUGUCACAUGGCGUAUGACAAAAAUCCUAAUAUAGGGUACUCAUGAACAGGUAAAACCAUGUUUAACCUCCUAGUGGAGGGAAUAUGAGUUUAUCCUGAAAGGAUACAUACAAAAUUGUAAAUUCCGCAGCCCACAGGCCCCUACAGGGCCCACAACCCCACACUUUCUCUACCCCAGCGCCCCCACUAUGCAUUGUGAGUACUAACCGUAAACAAAAAAAAAGUAUCUUUUUGACCACUGCGGCCUGAAUUUUUGUUUUCAAUGGGUAGAAUUUAUCACUACACGAAUUUCGUUGGUCAAUUUAAUCAAAAUUAUAACUUUUAAAAAAAAGCAACCAUACUAAGGAUAGCAGCCGGACCACAGCAUAAGAGCCGCGCAUUCCAAGACCCAAGAGAAAAUCUCAGCCUCACGGUCUCUGAGUCUCAGCCUUUCAGGCCACAUCCCAAAGUCAAACCAAUAUGCCACAACGCAGAGCUGUGUGUCCCCCAACAUCCACGCCACAGUCCACACCGAUUCAGUAAGCAAAAUUUAUUUUUCAAGAAAAUCUCGGGUAUUUUUAUCUGCGAAAUUGUGAUGCCUGUCCCACAGAAGAUUAUCCACGCCCGUCGUGAUGCCUGUCACUGUACAGAGGAUCGUCUACUAUUCAGAAAAGUCAACGUUUUUAACAAUUUGCAUCGAAACCAUACUCAACAGCACCAAUUCGUAAACGUCUCCGACAUAUAUACAUUGGUUCAACGCUUAUCGCCUAAUCCAUCUACAGAGUCAACAAUUUCACAAUCCCGGUCUUUAGUCUUCAGCCUUCAUUAGUCUUCAGUUAUCAAUUUUCAGCCUUUCAGACUUCAGCCCUUUAGACUGUAAAAUUGAGGGAGAGUGAGAGACUACAGGUCCCAGGCCAGAUUUUACAGCAA